GAAAAUGAAAAUGAAGAUGAAGUAGAGAAGAGGAAGAAGGUAGAGAAAAUGAUAUUUCUGUUGGAUGGGGUUGAAGAGAGGAGAGUAUAUUCGGAAGGAAGGGAAAUUUUUUUUGACAAAGGAUGAGGCAGAAGCGAAGCCUUGUAGGGUUUUCAAAGAAGGGAAGUCGACUUCUAGCAUUCAACGUGUUGACUGUUAUCUGUCAAAAGUCAUAGACCAGAUACACGACUCUAAUUAAAAGUCAUGGAUCGGGUACACGACUCCGACCCGAAGUUGUAGAGGAGGUCCACGAUCUAGGGAAUCAUCUUUUCGCACAACUCUAUCUUUUACAUUAAUUUUUAAAAUUACGUGAUUUUGAAAAAAAUUCUGUAGUAAUUUACUCAUCCAUUAUCAUUACGUCCAUUGCAAGAAAUAGACUGUAGAAAGCCCAAAAGAUGGGGGAAUUUCCCGUUAAGCGACGAGUCAGAUGAACGCAAAGCGUGUAGAUUCGAGAGCCGCUUCCAGUUCUGAUGCUCGGUUCCGAUCUAAAAUUCUUCUUGAACAGCUCUGUACAUGUAAAACAAGCUACUCAAAUUCAUGCCCACAUUCUCGUCAACGGGCUUCCAAAUCUCGAGUCUUGCUUGGUCCGUCAAAUCACUCGUUCUCAGUUCACUUGCGCCAGAAUUGUAUCCCGUUAUCUCCAACGAAUUCUUCACCAUUCACAAAAUCCAGAUGCUUUCACAUGGUCCUGCGCCGUUCGGUUCUUUUCCAAGAAUGGUCAGUUCAUGGAAGCAAUUGCCCAUUAUGUUCAGAUGCAGAGAUUGGGGCUGCAUCCGAGCACUUUUGCUGUAUCCUCGACUUUGAGAGCUUGCGGAAGGAUUAUGUGUAAGUUUGGUGGGAGGUGUAUUCAUGCUCAGGUUUAUAAGUUGGGGUUUUGUCGCUGUGUUUACGUUCAAACUUCCCUUGUGGAUUUUUACUCAAAACUGGGUGAUAUGGGUUUUGCUCAGAAGGUGUUUGAUGAUAUGACCGAGAAAAAUGUGGUUUCGUGGAAUUCAAUCUUGUCUGGUUAUGUGAAAAUUGGAAACUUAGUUGACGCUCAGAAAGUGUUUGAUGAAAUGCCUGUGAAAGAUGUCAUAUCUUGGAAUUCGAUGUUGACAGGAUUCUCCAAUUCUGGAAAUAUGGAUCGAGCGUUGUGUUUAUUUCAACAAAUGAGGGAGAAAAGUUCGGCUUCUUGGAAUGCUAUGAUCAGUGGCUAUGUGAAUUGUGGAGACAUGAAGGCUGCGAGAAACCUGUUUGAUGUAAUGCCUAACAGAAAUAAUGUUACGCGGAUUACAUUGAUUGCUGGGUAUUCGAAGCUUGGGGAGGUUAAUUCUGCUUGUGAGCUCUUUGAUAAGAUGGGUGAAAAUGAGAAGGAGCUUUUCUCAUUUAACGCCAUGAUUGCUUGCUAUUCACAAAAUGGUCUGCCUAACAAAGCAUUGGAGUUAUUCAACCAAAUGCUUCAACCCCAUUUGAAUAUCCAACCGGAUGAGAUGACUUUUGCUAGCGUUAUAUCUGCUUGUACUCAGCUGGGAAAUCUGAGCUAUGGUACUUGGAUCGAGUCGUAUAUGGAAAAACUUGGGAUUGAGUUGGAUGAUCAUUUGGCGACUGCAUUAGUAGAUCUAUAUGCAAAAUCCGGGAACAUCGACAGGGCAUUUGAGCUGUUUAAUGAUCUGAAAAAGAGGGAUUUAGUCGCUUAUUCAGCUAUGAUCUUUGGAUGUGGGAUAAAUGGUAAGGCCCAUGAAGCAAUCGGGUUAUUCAAAGAGAUGCUAAGAGUUAACAUCUCCCCGAAUCUAGUGACGUAUGCUGGACUUCUUACAGCGUAUAAUCAUGCUGGUUUAGUAGAUGAAGGUUACUUUUGCUUCUCGUCCAUGAAGGACCAUGGACUUGCGCCACUAGCUGAUCAUUACGGGAUAAUGGUGGAUCUGUUGGGGAGGGCGGGGCGGUUAGAAGAAGCAUAUGAGCUUAUACGCAGUAUGCCAGUGCAGCCAAAUGCUGGUGUCUGGGGAGCCUUGCUUCAUGCAUGUAAAUUACAUAACAAUGUUGAACUUGGUGAGAUAGCAGCUCGAAAUUGCUCGAAGUCGGUGACUGAUACAACCGGAUACCGGUCUCUUCUAGCCAACAUUUACUCUUCUAUGGAGAGGUGGGAUGAUGCUAAGAGGAUGAGAAAAGCCAUGAGCAAUAAAGUAUUUGCCAAGAUAUCUGGGUGUAGUUGGAUGGAGCAAUCUGAAAGCUGAACAGUUAUCCUCUGAAUUUUGCUUGUAACAUCCUUUCUCCAUGGAAAAAACAGGUACUAAAGUUAAAAAGAUCGAGUCUUGAAUAAAAGUUCUUCAUCGUAAGUCCUUUCUGUUCCUAAUAUUAAGUUCUUGAUUGUUAACUUGCGAAUUUCACUUCUAAGAUGAAUUAUUUUCAGGAAUGGGCUUCUUUGAAAUAGCUGGAAAUGCCCAUCCCGUUUCCUUAUUUGUUUUUUACUUGGUUCCGAUUGUUAAUCUGUACAUAAUUUUAUUUUAGGGAAAUUACCUAUAAAAAAUUUAAUCUUAUCUUGGUGUUA
Messenger RNA from Cucumis melo (muskmelon), 2566 nucleotides. Its product is annotated as pentatricopeptide repeat-containing protein At4g22760. Gene Ontology annotation, molecular function: RNA binding; protein binding. Gene Ontology annotation, biological process: RNA modification. The transcript has a single exon. The record is from RefSeq and is a predicted model, not a curated record. Bases 510 to 2252 code for a protein of 580 amino acids. Lineage: Eukaryota; Viridiplantae; Streptophyta; Magnoliopsida; Cucurbitales; Cucurbitaceae.